Molecule: messenger RNA, 1872 nt
Organism: Cucurbitaria berberidis CBS 394.84
Lineage: Eukaryota; Fungi; Ascomycota; Dothideomycetes; Pleosporales; Cucurbitariaceae
Exons: 2
Coding region: 1-1872 (623 amino acids)
Source: RefSeq, a predicted model, not a curated record
AUGGCUGCAACUCUCGCAAACAGCAGUCCGACCUAUCUCCAAAUACUCGAGCAGGCCAAACAGGACUUCUGGAGUGGUCACGCACACCUCUCAGAGGAGCAGCGACAGGAGCUUUGGUUACAGGCCGCCUCGACCCUCCCAAGCAAUGCCUUCAACCCGACACAACCUUCGAUGGCACACCAGACCCCACGCUCAAUGCCCUUUUGCGCGCCAGAUUUGACGCAGCUCCAAACAUCAGGCCUCAGAUCCAUGCAUCGCAACUCGCCAGCUCCAGCCAUGGGCCGCUCGAUAUCGACCACUACAUCAGACAGCAGCAGCCUGCAACGGUCAACGAGCACCUUCUCAGAUUGGCAAUCCAUGUCUCAAGAGUCAAUCAACGACUACACCCACUACCCGGACACUCCAAUGCGAAGACAACCCUCACUCCAACCUGUUGUCGAGGGUGCAGCCUUCGUUAAUGACAGCACGGUUGAGUACAGUCCCGAUGACUUUGUCAACACUUGCAUCGAGCCAGUUGGCUCUUCUCUCCCCCUCCCCCUUCCCCAGUAUCCCCAACAAUUACAUGUUCAACUGACACCCAACCUGGAGUGGAAUUCAUCUUCGGAUGGCUCCACGUCACCCAGCUCACCCUCAACUGCUCUGAUGACUCCUGUUACUCAAUCAAGUAAUUCUAUGAGCCGUCAGAGCAGUUACAACCCGCUUUUCUUUGACAACGUUCCCAUGUUGCGCGUUCAGUCUGAUUCUUCUUGCAUGCUCUCUAUCCUCCCUGAGGAUGGGGUUCUUUCGUUUCCUUAUCAUGUCGAGUCGAAAGCCAUCAGCAAUCAUGUUGAUGGUUCUCAUUUCCUUAAUUUCACUGGUUCUACCAGUGAAGCUUUCUUUUCCCCUGCGUCACAUUCUGUUUCUGCAAGUGCGCAAGCACUUGUUUCUUCACCAAACGAGCAGUCGUACCUGGCGGAGGAUAUGCGGAGGUCGGCUUCAACAUCUUCAAGCGAGAGCAGUGCAAGCGACGCUUCGGCGCCGUCUUCCACUUGCUCUCGCCAAUCACGACGCGAGCGCGAGAUCAACGCGCAAGCUGCCGCUCGCAAGAUUGCCCCAAAAGCAGUCGAAAGUAGUGAUGAGACCGAGUCUACGCCAUCAAAUGCUCAGAUGGCAAGGAUAAGGUCUGAUGACGGAUCGUCCAAGACUGUUGGUGUCAUCUCUAAAACACCGUAUGUGCGCCCUCAUCAUCCAAAGAUCAUGUGUCCGCACUGCAUCGAGCGGCCUGAGGGCUUUCGUGGCACGCAUGAACUCGACCGCCACAUUGCUCGUGCACACUCUGCUAGGCGUAAAGGGUAUAUUUGUGUCGACUUCUCUUCUGACAAGAAGUAUCUCGCCAAUUGUAAGCACUGCCGCAACAAGAAGGUCUACGGCGCAUACUACAAUGCUGCUGCUCAUCUACGACGUGCUCACUUCCAUCCCCGAAAGCGGGGCAGGAAGGGCAAGAACGAUGAGAAGCGUGGUGGUAUCGGUGGGGGUGACCAUCCUGCAAUGGAGUAUCUCAAGCAGUAUUGGAUCAAAGAGGUGGACGUCGACAACAAACCGUGCCACGCAUCGCCUGAGAGCGCUUCCGACGAUGUGCCCGAACAAGAUGACGACUCGUAUAACGCGACAUGCGACGUCGACGCCUCGUACUCUUCAACACAACUACAAGUGCCAACGCCGAUCAACACCCAAGUCCCCGUUGAGUCUAGUCAGUAUAUGGACUAUGCAAUGAGUAUGCAUACUGAGCCUAUCAUGAUGUAUGACAACGCUGCCUUCGCGGCUUAUGAUCCCAACGUCGCCGCGACGAACGACAUCAACAACUUUCAGUUCGAUGUGUAUAUGCCCCAAUAG